Molecule: messenger RNA, 21746 nt
Organism: Oryctolagus cuniculus (rabbit)
Lineage: Eukaryota; Metazoa; Chordata; Mammalia; Lagomorpha; Leporidae
Source: RefSeq, a predicted model, not a curated record
CCUGCCAUUCAUAAGUCAGUAUCCAGGGCCAUUGAUCAGCUACUUUGCUUGAGUUACAGAUUUCCCCCCAAAAGCAUUAAAAUAUAAAUCCUUGUGCUUUCAUCUGAAACCAUGAAGAGUAUAUUUCAAUUACGUUUCUGUAUUGAGGUGAAGAAGGAAAAGAGGCCUAAAGAGAGGGCAGGCCAGCAGUGGUGUGUUGUCUCUCAUCUGUCCGGUUCUGUUCCCUUCGGAGACCCUGGGUCGUCUUAUCAGGCCCUGACCCUGUGCAGUUUGCACCUCUGGGCCCUCUCAGGUUUAUGCAUGAUUAUACUUUUGUUAACCAUGACGUUGAGAUGGAGCAGAAAGAGAAAGAUGAUUAACUUGGAAAUCUCGACUAGAGUUCGUGACUGUGUCUCUGAGACCUGCCCCACCUGUGUUCUUAGAUGCUACAAUUUGUGGCAGGGCAGAUGUAACUUGACUUUGAGUUUACAGAAAACUGUAGGACGGAAACCAUCCCCUUGAACCCUCUGCUCAGUAUAUCUGGGAGGUUCCUUUGGGCGCAGCCCACCUACUGGGGGCAAGUCUAUUCUAGGGUAGUUUGGGCAAGUCUGAGGGAAGAUGUUGUGAAUGCAGUAGUUUUGUUCUGCCAUGAUGGCUUCAGAGCCUGGCUGAGUGUAACUGUACUCUUGAAAGUUACUGCAGCCAGACUUCCUGGGGUCCUCUGGAUCCAAGAUGGCCCUUGUUAGACACGGGUGUGCACACGGAGGGCUACGUACGGCUCACCUUCUCCUGUGGCUGAGCGGAGCUGUGCUUGGGUUAGACUUGGUGAUGCUGACACUGCUGGUUGGAAUAGCAUGGUGGAGGAGUGCCUGUUUGGGACUGGCUUUUUGGGUGAUUUGGGGGGAAGAUAGUCACUUUUAUGUGGCCUGAUCUGUUAGCUUUAACAUAAUGAGACCUCUCUUGGCCUGUUUAGGAAAGGUUUUCCAAUUCUUCAGCGAAAUAGAACUCAGUAUCUUUCUGAUUCCUGGCUUUCUCCCUCUAGUUGAACUGAGCCUUCAGGGCUUGGUUCAGAUUUCUUUUGAAAUCAGUGAAACUCUUUAUUCCUAACAAUAAAAUUACUGCCUUUAUGAUUCUAAAGUUCCUUUUUAGUUAUGGUUUCUUUUUUCUGAUUUUCUUAAUAUUGCUAUUAGUUAAUUUUUAAAAUAUAUUUUUAGACUGAAGGCCUAUAAAAAUAAAACAAUUUAUUGUCUUUUAUUCCAUCAGUAAAUAUUUUUAAGAUUGUGCCACAAUGAAAUAUGUGAAAAUUAAAAAUUUUCUGAUCCUUGUUAUCCAAACACUUUAAAUUCAUCCCCUCAUGCUCUGUUAAAGAAAAAGAGGCAGAGGAGUUAAAACGAAGAUAAAUGUGUAAAGAAAAUCCGGCAUUUAAGUGCACAUUAUAAAUUAUAGGAAAAGGUGGCCUUUUGUCUUUAUUUUAGUGAAAUGCUUUUUACAAUACUAAUUUUCUCCUUUUCCCUGUGAUGGAUAGGAGGUUAAUUGAUGUUAAAUGGAUGCUUUGUUAAUCCUUCAUCAGCUACUAAAUUGGUAUGGGGGAGUCCAGGUCAAAACUACACAAGGCCAUGACCAGCUUGUUUUCCCAGGGAGGUUUAUGGAUUCCGCCUCCUCCCGGCUUUGGGAGGCACAGGGCUCUCUCCAGCUGUACGCACAGUCGCCUGCCUCCCCUCCCCCUGCUGCCCCUCCCCCUCAUCCUGCUCCCUCCCCCUGUCGAGUGACAGCUUGUGGAUGUUGCGUGCGAGUGAGCUCAGCUGGCUGUGUGGUCUGAGUGUGUGGUCUCCAGCUCCGCCGAGAGGCUGCGAACAGGGUGGAUGAGAGAGCAAUACUGUUUACUUUAAUUUAUUUCGGAUGCCGGAAUUGUGCCCAGAGUUUCCCCUAAGCUUGAUUCCGCAGCUCCAGCUUCAAUCCCUCACAGCUGGGGCGCAGCCUGAACCGCAUGGCGGCCGCCUCCCGGGAGGCGCUUUCCGUAGCGUCUGUCUGCUUGGUCCCUCGUGGUCAGAAAUGUUGAUGGCACUGCUGAGUGCAGUGCUUGUUUGGCUUUCACUAUGUCAAGAUAUAUGGCCUUGAAGAAAUUUCUUUUGAGAUAGGGCUAGAGAAGUAAAGCAGGAAUUAUAAGAUAAACGACAAAGUUGAUGUAUUUUUAGAAACUAGGAAAGCUGUUACCCAAAAUUUGGAUCACAUUAAUCCAACUCAGCUCAUGUAAAAGAAUCUGGAAGUUAGGUGACAUCUGUCAUGUUUAGCAAUUUUAAUAAAAUUAACCAAUUUAAACUGACAGUUGAUUCCUGACCUUUUUGGAAGAGCUGCAUUGACACUGGCACGCCAGGCCAGCGUACUGUAGUUAUUGUGUUUGUCAGCAGUGAGCUCUUCAGUUCAUGGUAAAGAGUUGACAAGUUGAGACAAAAGAAACUUUGUUUUUAUGUCAUAGUAUACAUUUAGGACAGUAUGCUUUUCGCUAAUUCUUUCAUUAUGAAUAGCUUAGUAAUGUUUUCUUGAUUUUGUUCCUCUUUCAUUCCUGAACAUUUUUGUGGAGGUGAUCAAAUAUUUUGUUAUUUGAAUAAACACAUCUAGACUGUUAAUAUCACUUAGGACUUUGCAUUGUUUAACUUCUUCACUUCCCUGUCUCCCUGGCGGUCCUGGCGGAGUGGAGUGGGUGUUAGCGAUUCCCUGUUAAACACACCUUGGGGGCGGCGAGUGUGUGGCUCCCUGUUGUGCUGUUUUUUGGGUGCUCUUCUUAACCCCGAGUUUCAGUACAGGAGCUGAUGCUGCAACCGCAGGAGGCAAAGCCUUCUCCCAUGCCCUGGCACCCCUUUCCUAACCCCCAUGGUUCCCUGUACCCUCGUCAGAUCUGGUACUGGAAGACUGCAGAGACUCAGGAGUGUUGGGCACUUAGCUUUUAUUGAACGUGUCACCCUGGGUGUCCUUUUCUGUUAUUAUUUGGGUUCCGUGUUUGUGGUGCUCUCAGGAGUUCUGAAGCAGGGUCUGUGUAUUCGCAGCGCUCCGCAGCCCUUACCUCUCUCUAACUCCGGGAGAAAACCCAGCCGCUACUGUGCUCUGUGUCUGAACUUUCCUGUAAGUAGAUUCAUACAUGCACCUUGUGGUCUUUUGUGACUAGGAGGACAAAAUAUGCGCAUCACAUUAGCUUAUUUUAUGACUCUCACCUAAGAAUUAUGUAGAAAAAAUUAUUGAUAGAUGAUGAUUAUGUUCAAGUAAUUGUAAAUACAAAUGAAUUUGUAUGAGAACUCUUUAAAAAGUUUGUGGGGAAAACUAUGCCUGGGUUUCACAAUUUUUGAACCAAAAUAAAAGUAUUUUAAAGAUUAUUUUUUAAUUAAAGGCAGAGAAACAUGGUGAGACCUCCCAUCUUCUGGUUUACUUCCAGUGCCUACGACACCAGGGCUGGGCUGGGUCAAGUCAGGAGCCUGGAGCGUGAGCCGUGGUGUGCUCCUGCGGAGGAGGACAAGCAUUGGGGAAUGGGAUUGGAAGCUGAGGAGCUGGGACUGGAGCAGUCACUUAGAUAGGGCUGUGAGUGUCCUAGGGGCGACUUAAGUCCCCAUGCCUAACACCUUCCCUUCAAAUAGUCUUCUUUUUCAGUUUCACUUUCUCUGUGAGCUUUUUCAGGCAUUCUUGUGUUUUGCAGACUUGGGACUAUUUAACAGGAACUGUGAAAUGCUCUCAGCUUGCAUCUGGGAGAAGUGCCCCCUGUGUCUUUCCUGCAGCAGUCAGUCAUUUAGGUGUCUGCUCGGAAGCUUUCUUGAGCUUCACCAACACGGAUCCGUCGUUUACAGUUGGAACUCCAAGCACUUGGACCCUGCCUGGGCUGGGUCCUUCCUGGAACAGAACUCCAAGCACUUGGACCCUGCCUGGGCUGGGUCCUUCCAUCCCGACCUGAGCUUGUAUUGGGCUGAAUCCUCCAGGACAGGACAGCGAGCGGGAAAAGGACUGGACGUCUGCUCUGUGGUGACCACAGUGGGGAUUAUGUUCAAGAACAGUUGACUCUUGCAAAGGCAGGAAAACGAGUACUUGUAGAACACAGUGCUUUGGCAACAUUUAUAAAACAGUAUUUCCAAAUACAUUUCUAUUGAAGAUAAGUUCUUUACAUUUUAAGAAAAAUGUUAGUAUUUAUCUGACUUUUCAUUUUUAGAGUUGAAAAGUUUAAAUCUUUUUGUAUUUUCCUAGUAUUGUGCUUUUCUCUUUUUCAUGUGGACUUGUUGAAUCAGAAAAUCAAACGUAACUAUUUUGGCCUUGUUUUUAUAGGAUGUUUGAAAAAUAAGUUUUUAUAAUAUCAAGAUUUAUGAGGAGGGUAAAAUUCAUUUGAAACAUUUAAAGAGUUUGAGAGAGAGGCAAGGCACAUCAAAGAUCUAGACCUACAAAUGAGAAUCUCUGGUUUUGAGGGCCUUCCGGUUAAAGAUCAACCUGUCGUCAGCCCAACUGACUGACCGAUAGAGGAGGAUUUGUUCUGCUCAGAUCGCUGGUUAAUUUGUAUUCAUUUAAAUAUUUUCUGUGGCGUGACCUGUAUUGAGGAUCCAGGUGCUGCGACAAGUUGAGUAACCUUUUAGGAUGUCAUUAAUAGAUUGUCAGUUUCUAGACUAGUUUUUGGUGGUUCCUGUUGUACCACAGAUUUAUCAGUUUCAAAAAUGGUGCCUGGGACACAGUACAGAAUCAAGACGUGGCACCUGAAAUAGAAGUCCAGCUGCCAUCUCGUGGCUUCUGAGAGCUGGAGCUUCCCGAGGCUGAGCGGUGUGGUUGAGGAGCUGCAGGCAGAGCCUUUGCAGAGAGCCCAUGCUGUCAUCUUUUUUGUUUACUUCCUACCUUUACUGUUGGGGUGGGGGAUAUUGUUAUUUGCUAUAAUCACUUUAUUUUAGGGAGGAAAAGAGGGGGAGAGAGAGAAACGAGAGAGUGCUCCCAUCCACUGGGUCACUCCCCAAGUGUUCUGAGCCAGGAGUUUGGAAUGUAGUGUGGGUCUCCGGUGUGAAUAGCAGAAACCCAAUUACUUGAACCCUCACCACUGCCUCUCAGAGUCAAGAGCAGGAUCCAGACAUGCAACCCAGCACUCCUGUGUGACAGCUCCCACUCUCUCAAGAUAACCGACUUGCAGAAGAGAUAAGCAGGUCUACCCCAAAAUCCUAUCAGGCAGAACUGCCAAGCAGCAGUGUCCUGUGGUCAGUGUCCCCAAGGAAGCUGUCUAUGGCCUUGACCCACAUCCAGCAGGACUGCUCCCCACAGUGCAGUCUAAGGCCUGCUUGUGUUUCUGAGUUAUGUACACUCUCAUUGCUGCAGGAAAAAGCAGUGUAGCAGUUGCAUUUAAAACCUCAAUUCUCCUGACCCUUCCUUUUCCACAAUUUUAUUUUGCUGAUAAUGUUGAAACCCUCUUGCAUCUUUCCCACCUUUUCUCUGUAGUAGUGCAAGCUUACAAGCCUGUAUAAAGGUAGGUUUUGUUCUAUUGUUCUUUUAAAUCAGAGCAUUGGUUGGAUCCUGAUUUUCACACAUUAGCUGUGUCACAAUUUUUGAGACAAUGUGCAAAAAUUGAACUUGGGCUAGAUACAGAGCCUUGUAGAGAUACAAGCUAAAAUAUUUGUACAUGAAAUGAUGUGAUGUCUGGGGUUUCUUUAAAGUUCUCCCUCAGAAACUAUAAAAGUGUUGAGGAGGAGUGUUUCAAACAGGAGACAAAAUAUUGAGGACAAGUGAUGGGACAGUGGGGGUUCCCUCUGAUUUUCUUUUGUGUAUGCUUAAGAUUUCCAUAAUAGAAAUCAAAAAGAAAUCUCACCAGGAGAUUCAGGGUAGUGUGUAUCUAGGCCUGGUUCUGAAUCCCAGUGUUGCUACUGAUUAGCUGUGACUUUGGACGAGCUGUUAAAUCUCUGAUAAUCUCAUUCUUGUUACUAAAACACCUAGCAUUCUAGCAUACUUCCUUCUAGGAACUUUGUACAUAUAGUAUAUUGGACUGUCUAUCUAAAUUCAUGUCUUUUUUAUUAAUUUGUUUUAAAUAUUCUCUCGGUCUUCUGUAUGUUUCCUGUUUCACUGGCUGCACAGUAUUUCCUUGCCUAGAUCAUUACAUUUUACACAACUCAUUUUCUAGUUGUUUCUGUGUUGUUUCCUUCAGGUUGAAAACAUUUUUCCAGUUAUGGGAAUCUUCAGGCCUACUGCCUAUCCUUAUGGUUUGGACUGUUUCGGUCACUGUCACCUUUCAAGUGUGUGCUUCAAGUCGUGUAGAAACAGUCCUAGGGGCUGACACAUUUUGCCAAGUUGCUGUGGUGGAAGGGUUUGUACCGUGGGGUAGGGGAGCCCUACAUGGGUUCGCUGGCCACAGGGGUCAUCCUUCCACCCAGUCCCACGUAGACCUUCCACCCUGACCGCUAUGAUGUACCUUUGCUGAAGGUGCUUCUAGGUUUCUUUGGUUUAAUUAAAAUUAUAUUUGUAUUUGACUUUUCAAAUAACCAAGAAUUUUUUAUUGACAUUUGAAGUAAAUAAGAGAGAAAAUGAAGCUGUGGAUUGUUACUGAGCCAUUUUUGGGAUUGGAGCUAAUAUGCUAGGAAACAAAGCAGUUGUUUGUUUGGGAUGGAGUAGGGCGUGCCCUUCCGUUGUCGGGACUGUGUCUGCUGGGCAGUGUCUGGGAUUUCCCCUCUUGUUUCGGCAGGUGGUGUUGUGGCUCUAAAGAAGGAGAUUCCCUGUUUGUUGCUGAGACCACCGUCCAGCCUGGCUCCUGGCAGCUAAUGGUUGCUGUACUGUGUCCAGCCCUCUCUGCCUUGCUUCUUAGGCGAAUUCCCUAAUCUCUCUCCAUUCUCUCUUAAAAUGUUUUCUUGCUGGAAACACUGUAAGGCCGUCCCCACCUAGUCUGCGGUGUGGCAGCAGUCUCUGGUCCACCUAGCCCACAGGCACCUAGAGUUGGUGUCGGAGUUUUAUAUUACUUUUUGUGUUGGGCAUCUUCGGUACGUGUGAAGUUAGCUGUUGUUACUUCUACUUAAUCUGAGACAGAUGAUACGAUUAAAGAGACCUGAAUAAAUCCUGUGGUGAGCAUGUGAUUUUAUGUCCUCUAACUCCUACCUGUGUCUUUUCUACCCGUUUUGUGUCUUAAAGUAGCGUGACAAGUGGGCUUGUCUGACAGAAGUGUGGUGUAUUGACAGCAGUGCUCUUGACCACACAUCAUUCAGUUUUCCUUGUACUGCUUCCAACUGUCGGCGGUGUCCGUAGUGCGUGGUCACACUGAAAAGCGGUCAGGGAGGGAAGCGCCUCUGGGACACGUCUCUGGUGCCCCUCCCUCUGAGGACAUCAUGAGGGGCCCAUGCUGUGUGUAGCGCGAAAAGCCACUACCUGUGCUGGCUGCUCCACUUCUGACCCAGAUCCCUGCUGAUACACCUGGGAAAGCAGUGGAAGACGGCCCAAGUGCUCAGGCCUCUGCACCCAUGUGGGAGACCCUGAAGAAGCUCCUGGCUCCUGACUUUGGACGGGCCCAGCUCUGGCCAGUAGGAGCCAUUUGGGGAGUGAACCAGCAGAUGGAAGACCUCUCUCUCUCCCCCUCUCUCUAUAACACUGCCAGCCCCUCCCAAAAAAGGACAGCAUGGUGUGUGUGUGUGUGUGUGUGCGCGUGUGCGUGCACAGGAUAGCCUCUGGAGCCAGAUUGGGUGGGAAUCCUGCUCUGCUGGUGGUUGGUUCUGGGGCACUGGGAAAAGUACUUCAUGGGCCAUCCUCAUACAGCAGUUACGGGGAUUAAAAGUCACUGCCUGCAAAGAACAUGGAAAAGGGCUCGCGUAUUAUAAGUGCUCGGUAGAUAUAGCAGUGCUGUUAUUGUUAACAUGUAAGAUAUGGGACUGGCGCCGUGGCUCACUUGGUUAAUCCUCUGCCUGAGGUGCCCAUAUGGGCUCCAUGUUCUAGUCCCGGCCGGUUGCUCCUCUUCCAGUCCAGCUCUCCGCUGUGGCCCGGGAGGGCAGUGGAGGAUGGCCCAAGUGCUUGGGCCCUGCACCCACGUGGGAGACCAGGAUAAGCACCUGGCUCCUGGCUUCGGAUCGGCGUAGCUCCGGCUGUAGCGGCCAUUUGGGGGGGUGAACCAACGGAAGGAAGACCUUUGUCUCUGUCUCUCUCACUGUCUAACUCUGUCAAAUAAAUAAAAAAUAAUAAUUGAAUACAAAAGCUAGCUUUAGAAGGAAUCUGACAUUAAUGAUGUGGGUACACUCAUUUAAAAAAAGUAAGAUACAUUAGCUGUUGAUUAAAGGUUAGUUACAAUAUGACAUUAUUUGUAUUGUUUCUUUUUUCUUUUUUUUCUUUUUUGACAGGGUGGACAGUGAGAGAGAGAGACAGAGAGAAAAGUCUUCCUUUUGCCGUUGGUUCACCCUCCAAUGGCCGCCACGGCCGGUGCGUUGCGGCCGACGCACCGUGCUGAUCCGAAGGCAGGAGCCAGGUGCUUCUCCUGGUCUCCCAUGGGGUGCAGGGCCCAAGCACUUGGGCCAUCCUCCACUGCCUUCCCAGGCCACAGCAGAGAGCUGGCCUGGAAGGGGGCAACCGGAACAGAAUCCGGCGCCCCGACUGGGACUAGAACCCGGUGUGCCGGCGCCGCUAGGUGGAGGAUUAGCCUGUUGAGCCGCAGCGCCUGCUGUAUUGUUUCUUAUUCUGUAUUGAAAAAUCUUAAGUAUUAAGGCUAGAGCUGUUAAGUUUUAGGAUUUUGGUAUUCAAAGAAGGCAAGAAAACCAAUUAAAGUAGAAAAGACUUUAUUUUAGUGGGGGGCAGAAAUGGGGAAGAGGUAAAGAGAGUAGGAGUUGAACCUACCAGAACAGAGGGCAGGGGUUUGAAGCCAGGCAGUCCCUUCUUAAGUAGCUUAUUGGGAGACGUACAGAGUGCCGCAUGGUUCCUGUUAAGGCUCUUUGGUGACGUUGUCAGUGCACUGAAGUAGGGGUUCAGAAUGUCGCAGGUGCAGGGCUUUCCUGAGCAGUCAGCGUUCCACUAGCCUUUAAAUUAUCUGCACCCCGUAUCAUAAGGCCUGGGGGUUCAGGCCCAGUGACCUAAUGGGUUCUGUCAGACCUCCGUGGCCCCAUAGGUUUUAACAAGAACCAUAUUUGUUGCUAAGUACAUACCUCAGAUGCUAACCUGUGUAGUGUGCAUGAAAAACUCAAGCCACUGUGUAAGGAGCCCAGGUCCCCAUACAGUGUAGUGUGGAAACUGCACUUGUCAGGGACUCUGUGGAGUUGGAGAGUUUGGAAGCAGCAGGUGGCGUGAGGCCCUCUCACUCUGAGUGGAGAACACUGGUCUCACGGACUCUGAAGAGUCAGGGUUCAGCCAUGCUGGAUCCUGCUGUCUGUGUCACUCACCUGCCUUGGGGAGAUGAUGAAGUAAUCCAACAACACUGCUGCUGUGGGCAGAGCCCCUGCAGUGCCCAAGAGUUUCUAAAUCUAAAUAUCCUUAAUAUCCUUUACUUUCUCUGCCUCUCCUCAAGACUUUUUUUUUUUUUUUUUUUUUUUGUGAAAAGAGGAUUGGGAUUGACUUUCUCUGUGGCCCAGAAAAGGACGGACCGGGAAAAUGCCAGCUGUUGCUGGUGGAGGACAGUGUGUUACAGCUCCCAGCAGGAGAGGCACGUUCAGCCCCGCUGGGGUAGGUCAGGCGACCAGGGAGAAAUCUUGGGCCAGAGCCUUUAGUGUGAUUUUCACAGGAAGGCAAGGAAUGGGCAUGGCGGCAUAGGCGAGCUGGCCAAGUUUAGGAUUGGAACUCUGAUCAUUUUGCAGGGCUGCAGGCUGUGGGGAUGCUCCUUACUUGGCUGAGGAGAGGGUGUCUGGGACUUGGAGCCUGAUUAAAGAGAGGGGACUCUGAACAGCUGGUUUGCAUAUCAAAGGUGUGCUCCCUGGCCAGUGCUCUGCUCUGAGAAGACCCUUAGAGGGCCAGUUCCUUCCUGCUCAGCCAGGCUUCAGGAAGUCACAACAUCAUAAAGCAAACAACCAAAAACACCCUGAACGCAUGAUUCACACAGGAGCCCAGACUUUGUACCACAACCUCAGGAGUUUGUAGCGGAGUGGCGCAAACAUCAGGCAGAGCAGUGAUUGUUACUACCAAUGAGAAAAGGCAGAAAUGUGACCUAGGGAAGAUUGUGGGGAAAGCGUGUGUGAGCUAAUUGCUUCUGCCAGUUAUAUUACAUUUCGCAGAUUUGCUUUCUCGUCACAAUGGACAGACUCAUUUUUGUUGUUAGGCUUUGAGAAAUGUUUGCAGUCGCAUUUUGUACAAGGUAAUUUUUUCUUUUUUCUUUUUUUUUUUUUUUUUUUUUUGAUAGAGUGGACAGUGAGAGAGAGAGACAGAGAGGAAGGUCUUCCUUUUUCCGUUGGUUCACUUGGCCAUGGCUGCUGCGGCCAGCGCACUGCGCUGAUCCGAAGGCAGGAGCCAGGUGCUUCUCCUGGUCUCCCAUGGGGUGCAGGGCCCAAGCACCUGGGCCAUCCUCCACUGCACUCCCGGGCCACAGCAGAGAGCUGGACAAGAAGAGGAGCAACCGGGACAGAAUCCGGCGUCCCGACCGGAACUAGAAUCCGGUGUGCUGGCGCUGCAGGCGGAGGAUUAGUCUAGUGAGCCGCGGCGCCAGCUGGUAAUUUUUUUCUUUUAACAGGAUAUGUGAACCCUCUGAGGAAACAUGGCCAAAAUGCUAGCUAGCUACAAGAAUAAAUAAAUGUCACUUCCAAAGCUAAACAAAUUAUAUAUUUUUAACAGAAUUAUUGAGGGAAAGGUAGUAAUCAUGUCAGCAAUCCUUAUCACUUAUUGGAACCACUUGUUCUAUAAUUAUUCUCACUUUAAAAAACUCAUUCUGAUCCUUGAAUUAUCUACUUAGUUAAUAGUGAUUCAAAUGUUGCUCACUGGAUGUGGCUUUGACAUUUUUGCUUAAGUUGUAACUCAGAGUUUGUUAGUUCUGUUAUUCUUUAAACCUGGUACAGUAAUAUAAAACUUGAUUCAAAGCAGUGAUAGCUCUUCAGUUUCCCAUUUUGCACUAUGGCGAGCUGCAGGAAGCCGUUCUUACCAGCAUUUGUAUAUACAUUGUUAGGUUGCCACACCUGUCUGGAACCUAGAAGGCUAAUACAGACGUCAGAAUGGCAAGCUUUGUUACUGUACAACACCCUGAACUAAUUGGAGGUGUUGCUGUGAGAACCCCUAGCCCAGGUGCACUCGCCCAACACGCAGAGAGCCAAUCACUGACAUUGAGGUGGUGGAAGACAGUAGGGAUUUAUUGCAAAGCACAGAGCAAAGAGCCAGGCAGCUAUUGCUUCAUUCCCAUCACAAGGAGUUAGGGGCGAGGGUUCUUAUAGGUGGAAAUCAGGGCGGAGGUGCGUGGUCAGCUCCUGCCCAGGUUCCUGAUUGGUCAGUGAUGCUCGUGACCUACCUUUGGUUGAUGAUGUGGGACUUCAGUGGAUCUUGGAGAGUGGGGAAUGUGUUACACACACGUGGUGGUUACCUUCUGCCCCAGACCUGGAAUUCCCCUAAACAGAGCCCUCUGGACAAUGCUGGCCAACGAGGUUUUAUCUGCAAUAGAAGCAAAUGACUUCUUGAGUCUGGUAUUAGAACCUUGUAGGGCCAACUGUGUCACACCCUCAAUUCAGCAAAUUCCCUUUGAUAAAGAUCAGGCACGGACACGUUAGGCUGAAGGAGACAGAUAACAGACUGUGUCCUGCCUUUCUGUUAGAGGGGUUUGUUUUCAGCUUCACACCUAGAAGCCUUCUUGGAGUCUGCUGGUGCUUCUUUUAGGUAGGGAUCAGAAAACAGACGGCUUUGUAAGGGUUGGAGUCUGGGCACAUGGCAUCUGUCACUAGGGAGGUGGUUUCUUCCUCUGUCAGAGGUGAGCAUAUAGGACAUGAUGCCAAGGUAGGUUAUGGUGGUGAAGCUGGGAGUUUGAGGGCAAGGGAAUCCUCCCUGGAAUUUGCCGGAUUCUGGGCCUCAUUCUCGUUCUUGCCCGUGGGAUGCCCUGGAAGUGGCGACUCAGUCUGACACGCAGAUCUCUGGGGCAUCUGUUCCUGGGGGCAGGCGCUUUCUCUGGGAGAUGACCCUUCUUCCUUCUCCAGGGGCGUUUGGGGUUGAUGAGGACAUGUUUGAGCAGCACAGUUGGGUGUGUGUAUGGUGUUCAUGUGUUUAGCGUCUUGGAGUGCACAGACCAUCCUCACACAAAGCACAGGCGUGUCCACACUGUGACUGCUGCGGCCAGGGAGAACCCCCAGCCUUGGAGGAGGAGGAGCACAGGGAGCUUGGGGUUGUUAGAAUUAUCAAACCAAGGCUUUGAAACAAUUAUGAUUGUGUACCAAAGGCAACAUGCAACAGAUGAGCUUUAUCAUCAAAGACAUGGAGACUUACAGAAAUAAAGAAGAACUGACAGAAAUGAAGAAUGCUUUUGACAGGCUCGUCAGUAGACAGGGCAUAACUGAGGAAGGAAUCAGCGAAUUAGAAAUGGCAAUGGUAACUUCAAAUGGAAAGAGAAGACUGAAGAAAGCAGGGUGAGAUAUCCAGGAGUUGUGGACAACCACAAAAAUGUACAUACAUAAUGGAACGUCAGGAGGAGAAGAGAGAAAGGAACAGAUGAAAUAUUUGAUGUAAUAAUGGCUGAAAGUUUUCUAGACUUAAAUGAUAGACACCAAACCACAGAUCUGGGAAGAGCACAGCAUCAGGCAAAUGUGAAAACAACAACAACAAUAAACAGAAACUAUACUUAGGCAUAUAGUAUUUAUACUGCAGAAAAAUUUAAGAGAAAAAGAAGUAGAAAGGAGCUGGGGCAUGGGGGAGUGGGAUGGGGAAGACCUCACUUAAAGAGUGACAAGGAUGAAAAUUUCAUCAGACGUCUCUUCAGAAACAGGCAAAUAAGUUAAAAGUCCACCAGCAUAGAAUUCCACAUGCAUGAAAUUAUCUUUGAAAGGCGAAGGAAAAACAAAGUCUUUCUCAGACAAAAUUGAGGGAAUUAAUUGCCCAUAGAUUGCCUUAAAUGUUAAAUUCUUUAGAGAGAAGGGAAUUGAUAGAGGUCAGAAAAUCAGACUUGUAUCAAGAAAGGCAGUGUUAAAGAAGGAAUAAAUGAAGAGUUUCUUAGGCUCCUUCUGUCCCACCUCCUGCCCAUACUGGCAUCAUGACCAGCACUCAGAACCCAGUCAUUGCCAAAUCCUAGAGACAAAGAGCACGAUGCAGUGUUGGCAUAGAAGACUUACAGCCACCGUCUUUACGUUUAGAAUAUAGCACAAUGAACUUAGUAGAUUCUGUGGCUCCUAGAAGGGAGGAAUCUACUCCUAAAAUUGGAUAUGAUAAAUAAGAAAUAAAAAUAUGAUGAAAGUAUCUUUCCUCCAACUCUGUAGUUGUAAUAAUUACCUUAUUUUUGAUUUAUACAACAGAACAUUUUCUCUUUUUUUUUUAAGAUUUAUUUAUUUUUUAUUUGAAAAGCAGAGUUACAGAGAGAGAUUUUCUGUCCGCUGGUUCACUUCCCAAAUGGCCUCAACAGCUGGAGUUGGGCUGGUCUGAAGCCAGGAGCCCGGAGUUUCUUCUGGGUCUCCUAUGUGGCUGCAGGGGCCCAAACAUUUGGCCAUCUUCUGCUGAUUUCCCAGGUGCAUUAACAAGGAACUGGAUUGGAAGUUGAGCAACUGGGACUCAAACCAGUCAGAUGGGAUGCUGGCACCACAGGCGGUGGCUUUACCCACUAUGCCACAGAGUAGGCCCCAGAACAGAGCUUUUCUUAAAAUAUUGUGCUGCCAGGUAAGUUGUGGCAUCAUUCUGUGACUACUCAAAUUAAAAAGAUGAAUAUUUUUAAAAAGAUUUAUUUAUUUAUUUGAGUGAGAGGGAGAGAGGGAAAAACACAAAGAGAGAGGGAGAGCUUACAUCUGUUGGUUCACCCCCCAAAUGGCUUAAAUGGACUAGGCUGUGCCAGACCAGGCCAAACCCAGGAGCCCCAAACCCUACUUGUGCCUCCCACAUGGAUGGCAGUGUGUUGGAAUGAUGAAGGUGAUCUUGGUUCUUACUCAAUCAAAAAAUAAUUUCCACAGGGACAGGGACUGCGACCAAAGCAAGAUUUACUGAAAGUGAGAAAGUGACUCCAAGGGAUGAGUUGCCCAAGAAGCUUGCCAGUGCUGGCUCUUUUUAUACACAAAGUGAUUGGCCCCUUUCUGAAACGCAGCCCUAGAUUCAGUCAAUCAGGGGAGGGGCAAAAAACAGGCAAUCAGAAGGCAAGGAUAGCAACCAAUCAGGACUAGAAUGACCAAUCAGAAGACUAGGAUAGCAACCAAUCAGAAGGCAGGGAUUGCAAUCCUGUCUAGCCUCAUGAUAAAACUAAAUGUGGUUAAGACUCCCCAAAUGGCCACAAUGGCUGUGACUGGGCCAGAUCAAAGCCAGGAGCUUCUUUAGGUCUCCCCUGUGGGUGGCCGGGGCCACUUGGGCCAUCUUCUGUUGCUUCCCCAAGCACAUUAGCAGGGAGUUGCAUUGGAAGUGAAGCAGAUGGGACUCGAACCAGCAUACAUAUGGGAUGCUGGUGCCACAGGUGGUGAUUUUACAUGCUGUACCACACUGCCAGCCCCAAUAUACUUGUCCUUAAGGAACAAAUAGACUAGUUGGAGAUUCGUUGGCGAGUGUUUAUUCAGCAUCUUUGGGUGCCUAGCACCAAGCAAGUAUUGAAGAAGUAGCCUUUUCCUCUCAUGUGUUGAAUGGUGGAGACAGGCUCAGAGGAGGAGCAACUCAUUCAGUAUGGAGAGGAGUGAUGUUAGAUCGGUGGGAUGUGAAAGGGAAGUUGAGUGAGAUCAGGCAAAAAAAAAAUAGUGGGGGGGCCGGUGCUGUGGCGUAGAGGGUAAAAAGCCGCUGCCUGCAGUGCCGGCAUCCCAUAUGGGCGCUGGUUCAUGUCCUGGCUGCUCCACUUCUGAUCCAGCUCUCUGCUGUGGCCUGGGAAAGCAGAGGAAGAUGGCCCAGGUCCUUGGGCCCCUGCACCCACGUGGAAGACCUGGAGGAAGCUCUUGUCUUCAGAUCGGUGCAGCUCUGGCUGUUGCAGCCAGUUGGGGAGUGAACCAGCAGAUGGAGGACUUUCUCUCUCUCUCCCUUUCUCUCUCCCUCCCUCUCCUUCUCUCUGUGUGCCUCUUAACUUUCAAAUAAAUAAAUAAAUCUUUAAAAAAAUUAGUGGAUUCUCCAGUGAAAUUAUAUUAUGUGUAUUAGCCAGCCACUUCUCCAAACUAGAUUCCAAAUGAGUUAAAUAAUGAAGUUACUAAGAACAUUACAUUGAGUACCUGACACAUGGAAAGCAUGACUGUAGAAGAACUGAAGAAAAGGUCAGUAGGUUGAAAUAAAAAGAUUGGGUAUCUCCUGAGGGCCGAGAGCACCAUAAACAAUGUGAAAAGCCAGAUGAUAAACGGGGCCGAUGCCUGAGGGACAGGGUUAAUGGUCUUUCUAGAGAUCAAGAAAUAACAGGGUUAACGGUCUUUCUGGAGAUCAAGAAAUACAAACCCGUAAAACAUGCUAAGAGUGUGAAAACGGAAUGCACACGGUCACAGUUAUUUUACUCCUAACAGAUUGCUACAGACAGAACAUUGUGGGUACCCGGUGCUGCUGGUGGGAAGGUGUGUCCAUAGCCCAGGUUGCUGGUGCAUACCAGGGUUUAAGUGUGCAUGCUUUACAAGCAAUUUCUCUUUAAAUUUAAUGCAAGGAAAUAGUUUAGUAAAUGUGCAAAAAUAUUUUGUACAAAAAUGCUCACUUAAAUGUCAAUUUUGGCAUCAUUAAAUGAUUAUGCUUCCACAUAGUAGAAAAUCAGGCAGCCAUGGGCUUGAUGUAGAUUUGUUUCACUGUCAUUGAGGAAAUGUCUGUAUUAUACUUUAUUUGUAAAGAUGAGGUGGCAAAAUAUGCCUAGUAUGUGGCAGUUUUAGAAAACUCACAUAACUACAUAUCUGCGUAGACGUCUCGGUCCAAGAGGGCAGUGUAGCUACGGAACGAGUGAAAAGGAGCUGGUUACUGAGCGCUGCUCUGUCUUCGUUGUUGUAACACCAGGAGUUUCUGCAGGGUAAGGCCUGUUGGGUGUCUGGCCAGAGGGGAACCCGUGACGCCUUUCCUUAGGCAGGAAGGGGCUCGCGGGUGGGCAGGCCCGGGAGCGAGCCCGUGGGCAGGCGGAACCCCGGGGCGGGCCCUGCGUGGGCCCGGGGCAGCCCGGAGGCUUUACAGCGGGGACCGGAAGUGCGUGGCCGGACGCGCCGUGCUCUGCGCGUGCGGCCGCCAUCGCAGCGCCAUGAAGUUUCGCGCCAAGAUCGAGAGGGGCUUCCUGGAGCGCUUCAUCCGCGUCCGCAGCACCUUAGCGAGGCUAGCCAAGGGCUCGGUGCUCCGCGUGAGCGCGCACGGGCUGCGCUUCGGCUCUGCGGGGCCGGCAGUCCCCGAGCCCAGGCUGUGGUGUGAGGUGCGGCCAGGCGCCUUCUCCCAGUUCCGCGUGGAAGUCUCCGAGGAGCGCGACGAGCUCUACCUGGCGCUGACGGCGGCGCACCUGUCCGCGGCCGUGCGGAGCGGGGGCGCCUCCUGCGUGAAGCUGCAGCUCACCCACAGCGGUGCACGGCCUGCGGUGAGGGUGCUCCCGCGGCGGGCCUGGGGCUGCCCCGCCUCGUGUGCCGGCCCCCGCCGUGCGCGUGCGCCUGCCGCCGCCAGGACGCUGAAGCGCAUCGUGGAGAGGAUGGCGGGCGUGGGCGAGCGCGUGCUGCUGGAGGCCUGCCCGCAGGGCCGCCUGCGCCUGAGCGUCGAGACGAGCCUGGUGUCCAUCAUCGAGAAUCUCGGGAGCCCCCCGGGGCCCUCGCGGCAGGGGUCUGCAGACCCAGACCCAGACCCAGACCCAGAGAGCGUGGCGCAGGUGCGCGUGGAUAACCGGAAGCGUCUGCAGUUUCUCGAGGCCCAGCAGAUGAAUCCCACAGCAGCGGUGUGCAGUGUUUUGAGAGAGACUCUUCUCCAUCUUGUUUUUCACGAAAUAUCUCUCGAGUAUUUCAUUCCGGCCUUAUGAAAAUCCAGCCAACUUGGAUUUUUGUUUUCAAAGCUGGAACCAGACCCUGAGUGACUUAAGUUGAGCUUCUGCACACCCCCUGACUUAUGCAGUCAGUAUUUUGUUGAACUUCUCCUCAUUUGGAAAAUUUAUGUUCUAAAAAAAAAUCAAUGGUGAGAUAGUUGGAUGGGUUAUCUUUUUAUUUAUUGAUAAGGUUUGUCAGUUAGAUGAUUUUCUUAUUCAUCUUUCAUUGGGAAAAAAGAGCACUGUUACAAAAUAAAAAAUAUUUAAAUCCUUAAACAAUGUGUCAGUAUUUUAUUAUAAAAUGGAACUGUUUAAAUGUGAAAUUUAUCCCUCUAAAAUAACUAUGGGCAUUUUCUUAGAGACUUCUUGAUUUAAGGAGCUCAGUUUAUCUGAAAGAUACAAGGUAUUCAUUUAGUAUUUGUAUGCAAUACAUAUUCUUUGUCAAGCUAUGUGUGAUUUUUCAGGAUAUAUCAGUGUGUGUAUGGUUUUAGAUUUGUCAUCUUCAGUUUGAAGUGGUUGCAUUUUGUUUGUCUUUUUUCAUAUGUAUCAAAUAUAAAAAAUUAUGAAAUGGUUAAAUUUAUGUGGUCAGAGAUACUGCUUGAAUAAAUUUUGGCAAGCCAGAUUUCUGGACUAUCAUCCUGCAUCCCCCUAACUCUCCAACCCCCAGUUUUCUGCUACUCUUGUUGAUAGAAAUAAGCAGGUGACAUAAAAUGAUGAAUGUUGGGUUUUUUCGGGGCAGAAUAUAGUGACCUGGGCCUGAGAGACACAGGCCAGAAGACUUAAUGAAUCUUGGAAAGUGUUGCAGAGUAGUCAGAUUUAGUCAUAAUGUAUGUGUUUUAUGACAGUAAGUUUUCAUUUAUCAUCACACAGUGAACGUAAGGUGGGCUUUAGGUAAGCGGGGAGGAUUUCUCAUAGGCUGGGUGUUGCUUUCGAAUACGAUUGUUUACAAAUCUUCAGGAUAACUGAAAAGAAGGCUACGAUGGAUUUUAAGGCGGACAUUUCUGGGAAUAGUUAAAGAAUGUGUAGAUACAGAACAAAGGAUUUCUUGAGAUUACUCCAGGUGGGUAAGAAAAAACAGACCUCGGUGCCAAUUACCCAAGUCAAAACUUCCAUGGUGGGAAAGAGGAAUAGCUCUGCCCAGACCUCAGACGGCUCUCAGUGAUUGUUUCUGCCGAAUGCUUUGCAGCCUUCUGCAGUCAGUUUGUUCUCUACUUAGAAAAUAAUUCUCCUUUUUGAGAAGGAGGAGGAGAGGUUAUAAAGUGCAGGUACAGUGGUUACAUUUUUAGGUUUUUUUUUUUUUUUUUUUUUUUGUAAUUCAUAUGAGCUCCCAUCCUCUGGAUUAACUACCCUGACACCUGCAUUGGCUGGGGGACUGGGUUGGGCUGAAGCUAACAGCCAUAAACUCAGUGCAGAUCUCCCUGAUGGUUAGCAGGCACACAAUUAUUUGGGCCAAUACUGCUGUGUCCCAUGAUUUACAUCAGAAGAAGCUAGACUUAGGAACUGGACUUGGUAUCCAACCCACACCCUUCCAUGUGGAAACCGUGUUUUAGCUAUGAAGCUAAAUGCUCACCUCUUUAAAGUUGUUUUUUUAUUGGCUGUGUAGUAACACAAGCUAUUAGCUUGGCGGGCUUUAUUUUUGUAUAUUCAGUAAAUUCCCAUGAUUAUAUUUGCAUAGUAAUGAGUCAUUUCCUAUGAUAUUUGGUGGUAAAACCGUUGUUUACUUUUUUUUUUUUAAGAUUUUUUUUAUUUAUUUGAAAGUUAGAGUUACAGUGAAAAGGGAAGAGACACACUGAAAAAUACCAUCUGCUGGUUCACUUCACAAAUGGCCACAGUGGCUAGGGCUAUGCCAAGCUGAAGCCAGGAGCCAGGAGCUUCACUGGGUCUACAGCGUGGGUGGCAGGGGCCCUGACACUUUGGCCAUCUUCCAUUGCUCUUCCCAGGUCAUUAGUGGGGAGCUGGAUCUGAGGUGGAGCAUCUGGGACACGAACUGGCUCCCAUAUGGGAUGCUGGCAUCGCAGAUGACAGCCUAACCCACUAAGCCACGGUGCCUGCCCCAUAUUUUGUUGAUUUCCAGAUUUCAUCUGUAGUGUUACAGAAACAACACUGAACCUAGGCAAGCUGCUUGGAUUUUCUGGCUCAUUAAGAUCUUUUUCAAUUUAAGUAGACUCUGAUAUAAUAUCAGGUUGUAACAUAGGAGGAUUUAGUAGUUGUUUUCAAAAGUAUUUCCAAAGUAGACUUAAAAUUAUUAAUAUGUAAAUGUUAGUGUUUAAGCUCUGUGAAACUACUGACUUACACAUGGAAGUAUACGAAUAUUUUGUUCAUGAAUAUUUUUGUGGUGCUUGUAAGGCUUUGAAAAAGACAUGUUUUUGUGAUGCUUAAAAACUUUCUUUGCUUUUAUCAGCAUCUUUGUAUACUUUAACUGCAAGAUAAAAUGCUAAAAAACUACUUUCAUUCAGUGAGGACAUGAUCUGCAGGUUUGUUUCUCUGCUGGAUACAGAAAUGUGCAAUUAUAUUUGUUUGGGGUACCUCUUAGCAACUUUUUAAAAGGUUUUCUAAUUAAGUGAGAAUUUUUAAGCAGAAUUUUUUUUACCUAUUUUAUUCUUUCUCCUAGUGUCUUUCUCUUUGUUUCUUCCUCUUUAUGUAUUUAUAAAACCUGGAGAAGAUGAAAAAUAUGGUUUUUGAACAUAAAUAUAUAGUUUAAUCUCUGGUGAAUUAUUGUUUUAUUUUCAAGAAAUUCAUUAACAAAAAGUAUUUGUGAAAAGUUUUUUUAAAAAGGUUUAUUUAUUAAUUUGAAAAUCAGAAUUAACAGAGAGAAAGAGAGGCGGGGUGUGGGGGGGGUCUUCCGUCCACUGGUUCACUCCCCAAUUGGCCGCAACAGCUGGAGCUGAGCUGAUCCAAAGCCAGGAACCAGGAGCUUCUUUCAGGUCUCCAAUGCGAGUGCAGGGGCCUAAGGACUUGGGCCAUCUUCUAUUGCUUUCCCAGGCCAUAGCAGAGAGCUAGAUCGGAAGUAGAGCAGCCGGGACUUGAACCGGUACCCAUAGAGGAUGCUGGCACUGCAACCGGCAGCUUUACCCGCUAUGCCACAGCGCUGGCCCUGGUGGAAAAUUUUAUAGCCUAAUCUUUAUACUCUAAUCUUGUAAAUGGAAGAAUUUUUUUUUUAAGUUUUAUUUAUUUUACUUGAAAGUCACAGUUACGCACAGAAGGAAAGGCAGAGAGAGAGCGAGAGGUCUUCCAUCUGCUGGUUCACUCCCCAGAUGGCCACAAUGGCCAGAGCUGUGCCAAUCCGAAGCCAGGAGUCAGGAGCCUCCUCCAGGUCUCCCAUAUGGGUGCAGGGGCCCAAGAACUUGGACUGUCUUCUACUGCUUUUCCAGGCCAUAGCAGAGAGCUGGAUCCAAAGUGGAGCAGCUGGGUCUCGAACCGGCGCCCAUAUGGGAUGCCGGCGCUGCAGGCCGCAGCUUUACCCACUACACCACCGCGCCAGUCCCCAAGAAUGUUUUUUAAAACAAUCUUUUUUUUUGUUUGUUUUUUAAAGAUUUAUUUAUUUAUUUGAAAGAGUUACAGAGAGGCAGAGGCAGAGAGAGGGAGAGAGGUCUUCAUCUAGUGUUCACUCCCCAAAUGGCCACAACUGCAGGAGUUGGGCCUGUCUAAAGCCAGGAGCUUCUUCCAUGUCUCUGACAUGGGCAUAGGGGCCCAAGGACUUGAUCCGUCCUCCACUGCUUUACCAGGCCACAGCAGAGAGCUGGAGCCAAAGUGGAGGAGCCGGGACCUGAACCAGUGUGCGUGUGGAAUGUGGGCACUGCAGGCGGUGGCCUCACCCACUGUGCCACAGCACCAGCCCCUGUUUGUAAAUUGAUCUGGGCUGGUCUCAUGGUAAAGUGAGUGAAUCCACUGCAUGUGAUGCCAGCUGCCUUUAUGAGAACACUGGGUUGAGUGCUGGGAAAGGAGCAGAAGGUAGUUCAAGUGUUUGGGCCGCUGUCAGCCACGUGGGGACCCAGAUGGACUUCUGGCUCCUGGCUUUAGCUUGGCAGCCCUGGCCAUUACAGCCUUUUGUGUAGUGAACCAGCGGAUGGAAGAUCUCUCUCCGUCUCUCAAUCCCUCUUUAGUCUGUUUCACUCGGCCUUUCAAAUAAAAUUAAUACAUUUUUAGAGAAGUGGAUUUCCUUGUAUUUGAAAUAGAGAGCAACAGAGAGAAAGAUGGACAAAGAGAGAGCGAUCUUCCAUUCUCUUGUUCACUCAACUGUCCAUAAAAACCAGGGCUGGACGGCCAAAGCUAGGAGCUCAGAACUCAGUCCAGGUCUCCCACAUGGGUGGCAGGGACCUAAGUACUUGAGCCAUCAGCUGUCGCUUCCCGGGGUGCACAUUAGCAGGCUGCUGGGUUGGAAGCCGGUAGCCGGGACUCCAUCCAGGCACUCUGCUGUGGGAGGAGGAUGUCCCGAGCAGUGACAGCUGCUGAGCCAACACCCACCCUGUGAUUUAGUUCUCUAUUUAGGUUAUUCAUCAACCUGCAGAGAUAAGUGGAUAUUAAAGAAAAAUCAGUAGACCACCUAAAUGUCUUAAAAUUUAGGUCCUUCUACUGAUAACAGUAAAAGACUUUUAUGAUAAACACGGACAUUUUAAAAUGAACAGCACACUCUGACUAUAGUUUUUAGUUUAAUUGUGAAAUGCAAGGGAGUACCAGUUUUACUGUUGGAACCCAGUCUGUAAAUUAUUCAUUUGUGUUAAAUCUUUGAUCUUGUUCUAUCAAGUCUUACUAAACAGACUUACAGAUUGGAUACACUUUUUUUUUUUUU